Spirometra erinaceieuropaei is the source of this 2334-nucleotide messenger RNA. The record is from the annotation of a GenBank genome assembly. Lineage: Eukaryota; Metazoa; Platyhelminthes; Cestoda; Diphyllobothriidea; Diphyllobothriidae.
AUGGAUCUUCGCGUCGACAUCGUCGAGACGAGGCUCUGCCUGGACCAUCGCAGGAGGCCACCAGGUAAGUUCCCCCUCAGGUAAGUGCGUUUGCUUUGUUUCUUCCUUUUGUUUGUUGAAGUUCCGCGUCGUACGCUGCGCUUGCUGCCUGCCCUUUAUAUGCUAGUCUGUCUGUUAAUAGCUAAACGACACCCUCGAUGCCUGCUGCGAUUGUCUGUCCGUCAGUCUAUGACACUCUCUACUAAUAGCUAGGUGUUACGGUGCUUGACUUUGUGUGGUGCCCUCACUUUAUCUCUGACUGGUGACUGUGUCUGCUUGUCCACUCUAGUUCUAAGUCCCAUUGCGUUAGGUAGUGUGUAUGCUCUCUCCUACUUCACUCCAUCACAUCAUCACCUCACCACCAAGGUCCCAGGCUAAUUCGGGUCGUUCUCUCACUAACAAAAAGUCGUGGCCCAUAAUGGAGUCCGGCAGCCGUCUGGGAUAACCGGGCAGCCCUGUUCAGGGAUGCGUUGCCUGCCCCCGCGAGGGGGAGGCGGCUAGAAAAGGUGCCCUAAAGAUCGCUGGGAACCACGCUGUCUGUAGGCUGGCCGUGGCCGCAGACAAAAAACACACGGUCGAAACAGCCAAAACCGAAACAACAACAACAACAAUCGCUCUCUUCCUCUUCCAGCCUAUUCUUCUUCUUCUCCUACUCCUACUUUUCGCCGCCGCAGUCGCCAGACUGGCAGGGUGAGCCCGCUCACUCUGGCAGCCUGGAAUGUUCGUUCCCUUUUAGACAAUCCGAGGAGCAACCGACCGGAACGGAGGACGGCGCUAGUGGCACGAGAACUGGCGCGCUGCAAGGUGGACAUCGCCGCACUCAGCGAGACCCGAUUCUCCGAACAAGGCCAACUGGAGGAGGUGGGUGCCGGCUACACCUUCUUCUGGAGUGGUCGACCCAGGGCAUAGCGACGAGACGCGGGUGUCGCCUUCGCCAUCCGGACCGACAUCGUGGGACGACUGCCCUGUUUGCCGCAGGGAAUCAACGACCGCCUAAUGAGCCUCCGUCUGCCCCUCCGGCGAGGAGGCAAGUUCGCCACCAUCAUCAGCGCCUACGCUCCGCCGAUGACCAGCCCCGACGCCGUCAGAGACAAAUUCUACGAGGACCUGCACGCCCUCUUGGCGACUGUGUCGAAGGCGGACAAGUUGAUUGUCCUUGGUGACUUCAACGCCCGCGUCGGCACAGACCAUACUGCCUGGAGGGGAGUGCUGGGUCCCCACGGUCUCCGCGGCUCGAACGACAACGGCCUGCUUCUCCUCCGCACCUGCGCAGAACACCGCCUCACCCUGAAAAAUACCUUCUUCUGCCUGCCGGAGCGAGAGAAGGCCACCUGGAGGCAUCCUCGGUCGCGUCAGUGGCACCUGCUGGACUAUGUCCUCGUCUGGAGGCGAGAUCAGCGGGACGUGCUGGUGACGAAGGCGAUCGCGGGUGCUGAUGGGUGGACCAAUCAUCGCCUCGUCAUCUCGAAGAUGCGUAUUCGCCUACAGCCUCGCAGGAGACCACAAGGUAAGCGACCCCCAGGUAAGCUAAAUGUUGCUUUGUUGUCUUUGCCAGCUCACCGUCUCCAUUUCAGCAAUGAGCUAGCUCAACGGCUAGACAACCUUCCAAUCGCUGCCGCCGCCAACGACGCCGCCGCCGCUGCCGAGAACGCCUCCGUGGAGAACCGCUGGUGUCAACUGCGAGACACGGUCCAGUCGACGGCGCUCGCCGUCCUCGGUCGCGCUCCCGGCCAACACCAGGACUGGUUCGACGACAACGACGCCGCCAUCAGAAAUCUGCUUGCUGAGAAGAAGGGCCUCCACAAAGCCUACGUAGAUCUACCCACUGAGGACAACAAAGCUGCCUUCUACCGCAGUCGCCGACAGCUUCAGCAACGACUGCGCGAGAUGCAGAACGCCUGGACUGCUCGCAAAGCAGAGGAGAUCCAAGGCUACGCGGACCGCAACGAAUGGAAGAACUUCUUUUCUUCGAUCAAAGCUGUCUACGGCCCGCCGACGAAGGGCACUGCUCCUCUCCUCAGCGCCGACGGCAGUACUCUUUUGACUGAGAAGACGCAAAUCCUGCAGCGAUGGGCCGAGCACUUCCGAGGCGUCCUCAACCGCCCUUCCGUCAUCUCCGACGCCGCCAUCGCCCGCUUGCCGCAAAUGGAGACCAACGUGGACCUCAACUUCCCGCCAUCUCUCCAGGAAACCAUCAGGGCCGUGCAGCAGCUCUCCAGCGGGAAAGCACCCGGAUCGGACGCAAUCCCUGCUGAGGUCUACAAGCACGGAGGUCCCUACAGAUGGAUCACCUGA